AUGCGUCGUACAUAUCGUUCUAAAAAAGACAGUGGAAAUGCACUGGACCAUCGGGAUGUUAUCCAGAACUUAGACGAAAAGACUUCAGUCUUUAACGCAUUUUACAUACAAAAGAUCAAACAAGCUAAAAGAGAAUUGUCAUGUGUUGGCUCCACUAAUCACUACAUUGCCGCGAACAAAGUACGGAAAAGAAAAUACGUGAAACGCAUCGUAAGAGAAGCUGAAGCCCCUAAUGACUCUCUGCAAGAUUCUUUUUCUCAAUCAGCAUUCCUGACUCCUGAUAAAUCUAUAAAAGUGAAUAAAGUUCAAGAUUUAUUUGAUCAACUUCUGAACUCAUCAUCAUCUAAACCGACUGAAUCACCAGUGAAUACUAAAGUUCAAUCCAGAGUUGAAAGAAAGCCAUACUUCAAGAAACGGAACUUGUCAAAAAUUAAGAAGUUUAACUGUUCUAGUAGUGACAGCAAUGAUUCCGAUAAAGAGAACUCGAAUGAGACAUCUCUCAAUAAUACAGAUAUAAGAACUCAUGAGCUGCUUAUAGAAAAGCAGAAAAGCUCAAGUCCUAGACAUUUAGAUGAAUCUAUAAAAAAUGUAGUUAAAAAAAUUAGCAUUCUAAAAAAUUUUAGACUUUCAAGUCCUAGUUUUAAUGAUUCAACCAAUUUAAAUCAUAAUUUUUAUCAAGAUCAUAGACUCACCACGAAUUUGCCAUCACCGGAUCUUUCAAAAUCACCAUUAUGUAGUACUCCAUUCAAAGAAAAAUAUAGAAGUAAGUCUAUUUACAAUUUUUCACCUGUUGGUAUAGAAAAAAAUGAGAAUAGUCCGAAUUAUAUUACAAUAAUUGAAGAAAGUGCCAGUCAUGAUUUGUUGGAUAUUGAUAAAGAGAAUGAGCCACUUGCAGCUGUGGAAGCUCAAUCUUCACCCAUUAUUCAUUUGUCUGUUAAUAAAAGUGGCAAAAGUGAUAGAACUAAUAAAUCAACUAGCAAAUUUGAUCUCAAACCAGACAUAAAAACAUAUUUAAUGCCAUCUAUUUCCAAAGAUUCAGAAAAUAGUAAAUUUAAAAAUGAUGAAGUUGUAAGUAUUGAAACAAGUGAACUUGAGCCAUUUUUAGGAUUUUUAAAUCUUGAUGAUGUUGGUCCUUCCAUGGUGAAUUUAGUUCACAAAUCUAGUGAAUGUCAUAAAAAUGAGGAAAUUAGGGCUGACAACAGUUUUAUUUUUAAGAGUGGAUCUUCUCAAAAUAAAAGUAAUCCUACAUCCCAUAAAAAUAGUAAUAGUGAUGACAAAAGUAAUGACGAUAAUAUGUCUUUAGAAAGUGAUGAUUUAUCAUAUGACACUUGUGCAAGUGAGGAAUCUCUACCCAAUUUAAUUGAUAAAGGUUUAAAAGUACCUGUUGUUGAAGUAGAAAGAAUGGACAAUUCAUUAUUGAUCAAGUAUUACACUAAACUUUUAAAUAAUUAUGAGAGAUAUAGUACUGAUGAGAGUGAUGACUAUGCUAGCUUAGAGGACACGGAAACUGAUAAAAUUUCGAAUCAAGGAGAUGAUGAAGAAAAUGUAUUUGAAGGCAAUACUGAUCAUGAAGUUAGUUGUAUACAAAAUUAUUUGAAUGAUGAUAAUAUUUCCAAUGAUGAUACAAAUAACUCAAUUGAAAUAAUAGCAAAUGGUGAGAUUUACAAUGAUUAUGUGCCAGAUGUCUUAGAAGAAACUAAUUUAUCAAAUAUUGCUGACUGCUCUCUACAUGAUGAAGAAGAAAGAUGUAUCAGUUUUGUAACUACUAGAAAACGCAAUGAAGUAACAAAUAAUUCAAUUAUGCUAGAAUUUAAUAAUUCAAUAAACAGUACAAGCAGUGCUGAAUAUGAUAAGACUGUACUUAGUAAUAAUGACUUAAGCCUAAAAGAAUAUUUAAGUUCUAGUCUUGAAAUAGCUAAUGAGCAUAAUGUUAGAAAUGUUGUUAACUUGACUGAAUCCCCAAAAAAUGAUGUAGUAGACUCUGAAAAAAAAUAUGAUAAAUUUAUGGGCAAAAAUAAUAAUUUUCAACUUAUUUCACAAAGAUCUACAAAUAUACCAAGAGAUAGUUGUGUGGAAAGUUGUUCUAUAAUUAGUUCAUUUGAUAGUACCAAAGCAGAAGUUAAACCUGCUAUAGUUUUACAGCCAGGAAAGAAAUGGGAGAGAUCUUUAAGUAUUUACAGAAGAAUGACUAUGAUGACUGAUAAUUUUAACCACUCUAUGUUAGAAGAUGAACAAUUGCAAAGUAAGGGUAGAAAAUAUAGACAAAGUGUUGUUAACACUAUGGAGAUGCAAGAUUCCAAAGGUUCAGUACACAAUGAAUCAAUUGUCAGUCGGAGAAGCACUUUCGUGUCUAAACCUAGUAGAUCCACAAUCCGGAUUAUAAGGGAACCCAGCAGUUCGAGGCUUAGUUUAUACACUAGUACUGUAUAUGAAGAUCUAAAAGGAUUUCUGUCCGAAGAUUGUGAUGAUACGGUUGUUGAACUAUCAAAACUAUCUAUCGCCGACUCGGAACAUGAAGUUACUGUUCUAGAGAACAACUUACAUGAAACAUCGAAUCGUGUCUCCUCUGCGAGGGAUUACGUGUUGCGUCGAUGCAAUCAAGCGGACGCGAUUCACUUCGAUGAAUGCUAUCCAGAAGAGGUCCUGAAAAAUUGCCGCAAGAUUGGCGAAGGAGUCUAUGGGGAGGUAUUUUUGUGGAGAGCUAGAGAUGGCCGUGCGCGUGUGAUGAAGAUUGUCCCUAUCGCAGGCACCACUAAAGUCAAUGGCGAACAUCAAAAGGACUUCCAUGAGAUUAUCUCGGAGAUAGUGAUUGCUAUGGAAUUGAGUGCAUUACGCACUCCUAUAGAUGAACUUCAACGUGACUUUGAUGAAGGGAAGGAAAUUGAUGCUUUGGAUCUACAUUCUGUAGAGAAUGCUACUGAUGUUUUUAAUGAGGUGUUAACGGUUAAAUGCGUAUACGGCAAUUAUCCUUCGCGUUUGCUCGACUUGUGGGAGCUUUACGACGAGUGCAACGGGUCCGAGAACGACAACCCGGCGAUACUGCCAGUGGAUCAGCAGUACAUUGUGUUGGAACUCGCAAACGCUGGCCAAGACUUGGAGAGCUUCGAGUUCAACAACGCUGAGCAAGCGCAUGCUUUGUUCUUGCAGAUCGCAUUCGGUUUGGCUGUGGCGGAAGAAGGGUUUCAAUUCGAGCAUCGCGAUUUGCACUGGGGGAACGUGCUGAUAUCACCGACUGAUCAGAAGUUCGCUGUAUUCGUUCUCCGCGGUCGCGCGCACCGCGUGGCGCGCUGCGGGGUGAAGGGCACAGUGAUCGACUACUCCCUGUCGCGGCUCUCGCUGCCAUUAGCGGGCUGUGGCGAUACCGCGGCCCUGUACAACGACCUCGCGUCCGACGAGUCGUUGUUCGAUGCCGUCGGCGAUCGCCAGUUCGACGUGUACCGACUGAUGAGGGAUAAACUGGGGAAUGACUGGAAGAAUUUCGAGCCAUACACUAACGUACUGUGGCUGCAUUACACUGUCGAUAAAAUGAUAACGGCCCUCCGCUACAAGAGGACCAAUACUAAGAUACACAAGCACUACAUUGCAAAACUGAAGGGGAUCAAGAACAGAAUACUAGACUACGGCAGCGUAACCCACUUUGUACUAACUGACAACGAAUUUUGA
Chilo suppressalis (striped riceborer) is the source of this 3663-nucleotide messenger RNA. NCBI's taxonomy places the organism in Eukaryota, Metazoa, Arthropoda, Insecta, Lepidoptera, Crambidae. The record is from the annotation of a GenBank genome assembly.